AUGUCCGGAACUGGCCCUACACGCACUACACGCCCUGCGGCUGCGCCACAGGGCAACACGAGUACCAACACGAGUUCGAACACAUCACGUCCUGCCGCCUCAAGUCAAACUCAGAACACGAAUAGGGCCUCGACCAGCGCGAACAGAAACGCAGCUUCUAGCGGGACGCCGAGUUCCAACCGGACUGCUAACACCAACCCGCCCCAGAGUCAGACUCCCAACAGAGCGGCGGCUUCUAGCCAAAACGCCAAUGCAAACCGCACUGGCCCGUCCAACUCUACAGGCAACGCUAACCGGGCUGCAACUUCAAACCCCGCCUCUAACGCCAACCGCACUUCAGCUACGAACUCGGCCGCCCCUAACCCGGAUGCGCCGGUUGAUCCCGCCGAGGUGCAGGCGCAGGCACGCAGGGACGCUCUCAUGCAGGAACACUGGCUGAAAUGGGCUUCCUUUGCUGAGGAGGAUCGGUCGUACGUCCUCGCCCUUGACAAGUCCACGCCGGCCGUGAUGAACGAGGUCAAGACGAUCCUCGGCCCGGGUGUCCGCUCCGCUAGCGUGCCCCGGGUGCGGGGGUUCUUCGAGGAUAUCCCCCAGGGCACGAACCUGGGUAAUGUGCAAGUUGCUAUCAUCAGCGCGAGCAGCUACGAGGAGAUCCAGGAGAAGUUUGAUUUUCAGAGCAUCAACGUCAAGGUUGGGGAAGAUAGGCGCACCGCCUUUAUCCCAGUUCCCAUUCCGCCCAACUAG
Dichotomopilus funicola is the source of this 744-nucleotide messenger RNA. RefSeq lists its product as uncharacterized. Lineage: Eukaryota; Fungi; Ascomycota; Sordariomycetes; Sordariales; Chaetomiaceae. The transcript has a single exon. The coding region runs from base 1 to 744 and encodes 247 amino acids. The record is from RefSeq and is a predicted model, not a curated record.